AUGGACGUCGACCGUGCCGUCGACCCACCCAAGCGCGAGUUCCGCUCAUCGCGCUACAACCCCGACCGCGACAGCGGCUCGAGGGCGACCGGGUCGACGCCCUACGAUCCCGUGAGGAAAGCAGCGGCGAGACAGACCGCCGCGAUUGAAGCGAGCAAGCAUUCCAAGAAGGAGAAUAGGGUCUACAUCACCAACCUCAGCUUCAACGUCAAGUGGAACGAUUUGAAGGACUUUAUGCGGGAGGGUCAGUGAUUAUCAUUAUUAUUAUUAUUAUUACUUUGGUUGUGCUUCAGUGGGGGAGGGGGUUAGCGAAAGGCCGCAAAACCUUUGGGGACGACACCGCUCGGAGCCCCUGCUUGGCGCAGUGGGGCCGGACUGGGACGCGCGGGACAGGCCUAGACACCGUUGGAAGGGGAUCAUGAAAGAAGACAGGCUGAUUAUGGUCGUACUUUUUUGCUGGGUGUGCGCGCGCGUUUGGGAUGGUCAUUGGUGGGGGUGAUGGAAAACCGGCGUCAAAUCAUGGACGACUUCUACGGCUAUCGACUUCCUUCGCCAUCUUGUAUCGCCAACACGCCUCGCAUCACACCAACAGCCGGAAACGUCGUCUUUUCUGAAAUCAUGACUCUCCCCAACGGCAUGUCGAAAGGAUGCGGGUCAGUCUCUUUUCGUUGCUCUUCCGUGCACCGAACUGCGCAAUUGACUCAGCCACGAACGCUGUCACCGAUCCAUCCAGUGUUGUCGAAUUCUCACGACCUGAAGAGGCACAACGUGCGAUCAGUCAACUCAACGAACAGCCUUUGUUGGGACGACCCGUCUACGUGCGCGAGGUGGGUGAUCGUCGCAAGCCACUCACGUCACGUCGAGCCGAGAUUGACCCCCGAGAUUCUCACACUCACAGGACCGAGAAGAAGAGGCGCGUUACGGUUCAGCGGCCGUCUCAGGACCCCGACCUGGGUAUACCGGACCCGGUGCGCUCACCGCUCCUACCCGAGGUGGUUUCUCCGCCGGUGUCGGUCGAGGAGGCGGAUUCGCCUCCUCCGCCCCUGCACUUGGUCAAGGACGUCACCUCUUCAUCCAAGGCCUUCCUGCGAAUGCGGGAUGGCAAGAGUUGAAGGAUCUUUUCCGUGCUGCGGGUCAGAUCAUUCGUGCGGAUGUCAAGACUGCUCCUGAUGGGACCCCCACGGGCACCGGUACGGUUGUCUUUGAGACGAGCCAGGAUGCUCAAAAUGCGAUUGGUCAGUGUUGGCGUCGGACGAGCUACUCUGUGCUAAGUUACUGAACCCAGGCCAUCGAUCUCCUCCAGCGAUGUACAACGGCUACGAAAUCGACGGGGCGAUUCUCGAAGUCCGUGAAGACCGAUUCCCGACCGGCGGUGGCGGAGGUGGCUUCGUACCCCGAGGUGGAUUCGCCGGAGGUCGAGGCGGUUUCCGAGGGGGAUUCACCGGUGGUUUCGGCGCGCCGCCCCCGCACCUUCCUUUCGCUCCUCCUGGGUUCAUGCAAGGUGGUUUCAAGCCGCUUGUGGCUACGCCGAACAAGCAAAUUUUCGUUAGGAAUGUGAGUCGCCACACCCGCGCCGCACCCUGGAUCGUGCCAAAUUGACAGAGAGCUGACGUCUCCUUCGGCUUAUUGUCUGUAGUUACCUUGGUCUACCGCGGAUGAUGAUUUGGUCGAAUUGUUUCAAACGACGGGCACGGUCGAGGAAGCGGCGAUGCUGAUCGAUGAGGCGACGGGUCGGGCCAAAGGAUCAGGCGUGGUUCAAUUCGCGACGAUCGAAGAGGCGCAAACGGCGAUCGCUCAGUUCCAGGGUUAUACCUAUGGAGGUCAGUAGUCGAUCGAUUCCGACUACUCUUGAUCUCGCGGGUGAUGACUCAUCCUCUUUCUUUCUUGCUACAAUUUGCCCAGGCCGCCCUCUACAAAUCGAAUUCAACGCGAGGUACAAGAACUUUCAAGGGAAUGGUGUACCCGCGGGUGCACCGACCGGUCCUCGGGGGCAUCAAGAGGUGGAUCAGGAGAGGGGCGAGUACGGCGAUGGUAUUGCUGAUGCGGGUCAUGGGAAUGGGGAAGGGAGGGAACCUUUGCCCGAGGGGUUCUGA
Messenger RNA from Microbotryum saponariae, 2093 nucleotides. Lineage: Eukaryota; Fungi; Basidiomycota; Microbotryomycetes; Microbotryales; Microbotryaceae. The record is from the annotation of a GenBank genome assembly.